AUGCCGUCUCCUCCCCCUGACUGGGUGAAAGCCCUCAAGCCCGCCCAGCCUCAUGGCUCGCAACUCCUGCAGCAGGAGCGCGCUCAAUCCAAUGUUGCCGUUGAUCGGCUAGGCGAAUUGCUGCACACCAAGGAGGCAUUGGACCGUCAGCAGCGGAUUCUCUCCAUCUUGCAGGCGGAAGAAGUCUUCGACAAAUCACAGAAUCACACUCUGGGCCGGACCGAGCGGAUCCAGCGCUCCCUGGCCAAGGGAAAGCGACUGCAGCAGUUGUCGGUGCAGCACAACUGGUCGCAAGAGGAGUACCACGCCGCCAAUGAAUUGCUGGCCGAACCGACUCCAUAUGGACUGCACGCGACGAUGUUCUUGGUCACCUUGCGGGAACAAGGAACCCCCGAACAACACAAACUCUUCCUCGAGCGCGCACAGAAUUAUCAGAUCCUGGGAUGUUAUGCACAAACAGAGUUGGGGCAUGGGUCGAACGUGCGGGGACUGGAGACUACGGCCACGUGGAACCCGGAGGAUAAGACCUUUACCAUUAACUCGCCGACCCUGACGGCGUCCAAGUGGUGGAUCGGAUCGCUGGGUCGUACGGCGAACCAUGCGGUGGUCAUGGCCCAGCUGUAUAUCAAUGGCAAGAAUUAUGGCCCGCACCCAUUUGUGGUUCAGAUCCGUGAUAUGGAGACCCAUCAGCCACUGGAGAAUGUGUACGUUGGGGAUAUUGGCCCGAAGUUUGGUUACAACACCAUGGACAAUGGUUUCCUCCUGUUCAACCAUGUCAAGAUUCCCCACGUGAACAUGCUGGCCCGGUUCUCGCGCAUUGACAAAGAGACCAACCAGUACAUGCGCCCGGCCUCGCCGUCUCUCAUCUACGGUACCCUGACGUGGGUGCGCUCCAACAUUGUGCUGCAGUCGGGUGGGGUUCUGGCCCGGGGUGUAACCAUCGCCACCCGCUACUGCGCGGUGCGCCAGCAGUUCCAGGACCGGGAUGCCACCGGCAACGUGGGCGAGAACCAGGUUCUGAACUACAAGAUGGUGCAGAUUCGACUUCUGCCUCUGCUGGCAUCCAUGUACGCCCUGCACUUUACCGGUCGCGGCAUGAUGCGCCUGUAUCAGGAGAACCAGAACCGCAUGAAGGCGGCCGCCCAGGCGGCCCAAGAGAAGCGCGGUGCCGGACCGGAGGAGCUGCGGGCGGGUGCCGACCUGCUGGCCGAUCUGCAUGCCACGUCUUGUGGUCUCAAGGCCCUGGCGAGUACGACGGCAGGUGAAGGUCUCGAGGUGUGUCGCCGUGCUUGCGGUGGCCACGGAUACAGCAGCUACAGCGGCAUCGGGCCGUGGUACUCGGACUACCUUCCGACGCUCACCUGGGAGGGUGACAACUACAUGUUGACACAGCAGGUGGCCAGAUAUCUUCUUAAAUCCGCCCGUGCCGUGUUGGCCGGCAAAGGAACCACCAACGACACCUCCCGCAUCCUGCAGGCCUACUUGGCCCGCCGUGACAUGGGUGCCUCGUUUGACAUUCUCGGCAACGACGCCGACAUUGUGGCCGCGUUCGCCUGGCGGACGGCCCAUUUGACAUUUGAGGCGCUCAAGCACCGGGACGUGGAGAAGCGGUCGUGGAACAGCCUGCUGGUCGAUUUCUGGCGUCUGUCCACGGCGCACUCGCAGUACCUGGUGGUGAAGAACUUUUACGAGGCGGUCACCUCGCCCGAGGUGACGGGGGCAUUGGACGCCGAGACAGCUGGCGUCCUGCACAAGCUGUUCCGACUGUAUGCGCUGCACACGCUGGAGCGCGAAGCAUCCGAGUUCUUCUCAUCCAGUGCCGUGACAGUCCGCCAGAUCGGACUGACGCAGAACAACGCGGUGAUGAAGCUGCUGGAUGAGCUGCGGCCGCAUGCCGUGCGGUUGGUCGAUUCCUGGAAGAUCCCCGACUGGCAACUGGACAGCAGUCUCGGCAAAUACGACGGCGACGUGUAUCCGGAUCUGUUCCGCCGAGCGAGUCAGGAGAACCCGGUCAAUGACCUGGUAUUUGACCCGUACCCAUGGAAUGCAGCCGUCCUGAAGCCGAAGAGCAAGCUGUGAUGAUACCUCUGGUCUGUGGCGCUAGGUGGGUAGAUUAGUGACAUAGAGUAUCUAGACUAGAGAAUAGAUGCAUACCACUUCACCCUGCAC
Aspergillus ibericus CBS 121593 is the source of this 2169-nucleotide messenger RNA. Its product is annotated as acyl-CoA oxidase. Gene Ontology annotation, biological process: lipid homeostasis; fatty acid beta-oxidation using acyl-CoA oxidase. Bases 1 to 2079 code for a protein of 692 amino acids. Gene Ontology annotation, cellular component: peroxisome. Gene Ontology annotation, molecular function: fatty acid binding; acyl-CoA oxidase activity; FAD binding. The transcript is spliced from 4 exons. The record is from RefSeq and is a predicted model, not a curated record. NCBI's taxonomy places the organism in Eukaryota, Fungi, Ascomycota, Eurotiomycetes, Eurotiales, Aspergillaceae.